This is a messenger RNA of Myotis daubentonii (Daubenton's bat), 2779 nucleotides long. It is a transcript of the gene POLG2, whose product is annotated as DNA polymerase gamma 2, accessory subunit. Gene Ontology annotation, biological process: mitochondrial DNA replication. The record is from RefSeq and is a predicted model, not a curated record. NCBI's taxonomy places the organism in Eukaryota, Metazoa, Chordata, Mammalia, Chiroptera, Vespertilionidae. Gene Ontology annotation, cellular component: cytoplasm; mitochondrion.
CUGCCCGGGCGAGCGAGGUAGGCCCUGGGCGGCUGCGGCUGCGGCCGGGACCCUGACGUGCUUCCGUGGGCGGGGCCAGCUGCACGCAAGCUCACUUCCGACGCGGCUGCGAAGUUCCGGGUUCUUACGGUUGCGGCUGUUUGUAGGGGUUGCUAGCUAAUAGACUGUGUGCUUUAACUGCCGAGGGCGAUGCGCUCUGGUGCAGUCGUCAGGGUCUGCCAGAAAGCCUGCAGAUGCCUGUUGUCUGGUUUUGGGGGUCGAGUAGAUGGGGGCCAGCCAGAGCGGUUGACGGAAGGGAGUAGCCUCCUUGGAGAGCCCCCGAGGUCGCCCGCGGAGCUGCCUGGGGGGAGCGAACCAAGAGAAGCCCCAGAGUCUGGAGAGGGGAGCGAAGCGCUGGUAGAGAUCUGUCAGAGAAGGCAUUUCCUCAAUGGCACCCAGCGGCGGGUUAGCCGAGAUUCUCUCCUGAGCGGGUGCCACGCCGGCUUUGGCCCCUUGGGCUUAGAGUUGCGCAAGAACUUGGUGGCAGAAUGGUGGUCCUCCGUGGUGGUGUUCAGGGAACAGGUCUUUCCGGUAGACGCCCUCCACCAUGAAUCGGGCCCUUCGCUGCCCGGGGACAAUGCCUUCAGGUUAGUUUCCGCAGAAACUCUACGCGAAAUCCUGCAAGACAAAGAACUGAGUAAGGAACAGCUAGUAGCAUUUCUUGAGAACUUAUUAAAAACUUCUGGGAAACUACGGGAGAACCUCCUUCACGGGGCCUUGGAGCACUAUGUUAAUUGCCUGGAUCUGGUAAACAAGAGGCUGCCUUAUGGCCUCGCUCAGAUUGGAGUGUGUUUUCAUCCUGCUUCUGAUACUAAGCAGACAUCUAAUGGUGUUAAAAGAAUCGGUGAGACGACGGAAGCUUCACUGGUAUGGUUUACUUCAGCAAGAACUGCCAGCCAGUGGCUUGAUUUCUGGUUACGUCAUCGACUCCUGUGGUGGAGAAAGUUUGCUGUGAGUCCAUCUAACUUCAGCAGCAGUGACUGUCAGGAUGAAGAGGGACGAAAAGGAAACAAACUUUACUACAAUUUUCCCUGGGGAAAGGAGCCAAUAGAAACCCUGUGGAAUCUAGGAGAUCAGGAACUUUUACACAUGUAUCCUGGAAAUGUGUCUCAAUUACAUGGCCGAGAUGGACGAAAAAAUGUGGUUCCUUCUGUCUUAUCUAUAAAUGGAGAUCUGGACCGAGGCAUGCUGGCUUACCUCUACGAUUCUUUCCAGCUAACAGAGAACUCCUUUACAAGAAAGAAAAAUCUUCAUAGAAAGGUACUUAAGCUUCACCCUUGUCUAGCCCCUAUUAAGGUUGCUUUGGAUAUGGGAAAAGGCCCAACAGUGGAACUAAGACAGGUUUGUCAAGGGCUGUUUAAUGAAUUACUAGAAAGUGGAAUUUCUGUGUGGCCUGGUUAUUUGGAAACUGCACAAUCCUCAUUGGAACAACUUUAUUCAAAAUACAUUUCAAAUCCACAUCUCUCCAUUUUCACUGCUACUACCCAAGUGAAGGUCACCAAUAUCUCUUGCCUGGAUUAUUGAAGUAAUCUCCUAAUUGACCUUCCUGUCUCUAGUUUUAAAACUUCUGUUUUUCAAUAAAGGAAUUCAUUCUUUCCUCUGGAUUUAUUUUGUGAUUUUAUGUAGCUUUUUGUGUUGAAUACAUACCUGUUGGGUGAAAAGUUGUCAAACUUUGUGUUUUUCUCCUUAGUUCUCUAAUAAUUGGUUAAAAUACACCUUUAAGAUGAUGUAAAAAGAAAAGUAGGUUGUUAUGGGUAAGAUAAACCAAAAUGAAGGGAUGGUAUUUAAACUUUUCAGUCCUCUCGGUUCUAGAAUCAUAUCCUUUGAGUCAUGUGGACGUUAUCAAAUUAUAGUUUUUCUUGAUACAGUAAAGGCUUUAUUGUUUUAGGUUAUUUUUAUCCAAAUAUUUAUUAAGCGCUUAGUGUGUUUUCUAUACUUUGAUAUAGCAAUAAAAAAGGCAGAGAAGUUUCCUGUUCUUAUGCAGCUUAUAUUCUAGUGGGAUAAAAUAGACAGUAAACAAGUAAAUAGAUAAAUAAGGUAAUGUUGAUAAGAGUCUAACAAAGCAAAGAAACAAUGAGAUAGUGUGACUGGCUAAAAAGCUAUUAGCCUACAAAGUUACAUAUCAAGCAUUAUUUUGGUAUGAUAUAUUGUGCACUGGACUUUUAUUAUGGUAGCAUUAUAAGAGACUUUCAUCUAAAACAAUUUUCUUGGACUGCAUUAAAGUACCAAAAGGCGGAGGUUAUUCUGAGGUUUACCCAUAAUAUCACCCCAAAUGGUAUUUUGAUUAUUUCUCAGAUUUUAUUUUCUUUUUAUGACUUUUCAGCUAUUACAGUAAGUCAGAAACUUUCUGAAAAUUUUACUUUGAAUGCGAUUCAGAAACUUGAAAAAGGUGGUUUUGGUCUAGCCCUCCAGCCUUGCUUUGAGUUUCGUGACCCUGAAAGUAGCAUGGGUUCUAAAGUAUUUAAAGCUGCUAAUGUGGUGCAUUUACAAUUUAUGUUUGUGUGCAUGUAUUUUGUUUAACUACCUUUUUUCUUAGAUAUGAUGAAAUGAGUAUCCUCUUCACAGUUUUGAUUACUGAUGCUACUUUGGAGAAUGGAUUAAUACAUCUGAGAAGUAGAGACACCACUAUGAAGGAAAUGAUGCAUAUAUCCAAAGUAAAAGACUUUUUAACCAAGUAUAUAUCAUCAGCUAAGAAUGUAUAAAUUUCAAUAUUGGUGUAAUAAAUGUUUGUGUUUUUUAA